This is a messenger RNA of Paramecium sonneborni, 1989 nucleotides long. The record is from the annotation of a GenBank genome assembly. NCBI's taxonomy places the organism in Eukaryota, Ciliophora, Oligohymenophorea, Peniculida, Parameciidae.
AUGAGAAAAUGGGAUGCUGAUGCAAGAUUAAAGAGUUAUGUGAAUUAAAUUUUAAAUGUUAAAUCAACAUUAACAAAUAACUAAAAAACUACAUCAAAAAGUAAUCAAUCUCUAUUAUUUUGAAUUAGAAAAAAUUAAUAGAGAUACUGAAUAUAGUAGCAAUGUAACGAAUAGUUCAGAUUUAACAGGCAUUAAAGAUAGCAUUCUUUAUAAGUAAUUUGAAUAUAAUGAUAAUAGAUAAUUAGUCGAGUACAAUUUAUAAUAAUAUGCAAAUAAGCUAUUAUUAAGAGGAUAUAAGAGUGGUUUGCAAUAAUUAGCAUAACAAUCUCAAGAAUAAUAAAACUUAUUGUUAUAAGAAAUAAAGUUAUUACCUGGACAUAAACAUAAAUUUUUAGAUUUAUUUAAACAAUUAAAUGAACAUAUAGGAACUUACAACGACAAUACUUCUUAGCCAAUAAAUCAUAAUAAAUAUGUUUAAAAUCGAAAUACUUUACCUGGAUAAUUUAAUUCACAUGGAAAAUUUGAAUAAACAAAAGAUGUAUACAUGCAAAUUCUAAAGCCAAUAAAUAGAAAAGCAUCAAUGAGACAUUUUUCACCUUCUUAAGAAAUGGCAUAAAUUAAACCAAGAAUACUACCAAAAUUAGAAUAAGUUUCAAAUAAGGGUAAAAAAGAAAGUUCAAUUGAAGAACUUAAUUCUAAAUAAGUAGAUUUAUAAAUAACAAAUUUUAAAAGUGAAUAAAUACCUUAAAAAAAAGAGGUUGUUUUAAAACAAUCAACUAAAAAUAUUUAAAAUUAUAGUAAAAAAUUAAAUUAGACAAAGAAAUAGUUAUCUGACUUAAAUUAACAUUAAGAAAAAUCUUUUAAAUUUAUUAAUAAAUUAUUAUUGAUAAAUGGAAAAAAUUGCAAUGAGAUUAAUUUAGAAAGAGAACAAAUAAAUUUAAUGUAUCAAUCUUUUGACAAUGGAAGAUUAGCAUCAACAUUAAUUAAUAUUGAUAUUGAAGAAAUAAGUUAUUGUGUUGGGAUUUCAAUUAAAAAAAUGAUGGUUAUAGCUGAUAUAGAUUUGAUAAAAAACUUAAAUUCAAAUGUAAUUUUAGAGACUGAUGAUAAACAAUCUAUUUAAUCAGAUAGUAUUAAACAAAAAUAAUAUUAGAUGAGAAUAUUAUAAAAGAUGAUAAUUAUGAUGAAUUCAUUUAAAAUUAGACCUUUCAAAAAAAUCAUAAUAAUGAAAAAUAGUCUCCUUAAGAUCAAAAUUUAGAUUAAUAUUAAGAUGAAGACUUUGAAGAAAAUUUUCUUGAAAAUUUAGAAAAUAAUGAUGAAUUAAUCUGCAAUACUGAAUUAAAUUAUUAGAAAGAAUAAUUCUAGCCUGAUGAUCAAAAUAAGUUAUUAUUUAAAACUAUUUUAAGUCAUUAAUUACCUUAAUCAUAAUUUUCAGUUGAUACAACUUUAAAUUUACAAGAAUCUAUAUUAUAUAAUAAAGUUUUUAUUGAUAUGGAAAUGCAAAAUUAUAUACCCAAUGUAGAUAUUAUACAAAAUUAUUGUAAAAAUAUUAUGAUAACAACUAAAAUGGAAAGAGAAGUGGCAAUUAUAUCAAUGAUCUAUAUAAAUAGAUUAUUGGAAUAUAAUGAAACUUUAUAAAUAAAUUGUUUGAAUUGGCAGAAAAUAUUAUUUACAUCUUUAGUUAUGGCUUCUAAAAUAUGGGAUGAUGAAUCAUUUGAAAAUAAUAAUUUUGCUAAAGUUCUUCCUUAAUUUUCGACUGUUCAAAUUAAUGAGAUGGAGAAAGUGUUUUUAAAAUUAAUUGAAUAUCAUCUAUAUGUAAAUUCAGGAGAUUAUGCUAAACAAUAUUUCUUAUUGAGAACUUAUGCUGAUAAAAAAUAACGAAGUUAUGCUGUCAAAUAAUUAGAUAUUGCAACUGUUUUGAGAUUAUAGAAAGGUGUCCAAUUGUUGAUUAACAAACAAUAAUUUUUAAAUACUUUAAAUAAAAGUUUUUGA